CAGGUCUGGGGAGGAUUAUGUCAUCCCAGCUAUGGAAUGAUGAGGUUUUUUUUUUUUAACUUCUUAAAGAUGCUUCCUUAUGGAACUGAUUGACAGAAUGGAGAGAAGAACAGAGUAUAUAAAGAGACUGAACUCCUGUUCCAAGCCACUCUAGACAAGGCUCCCCCUGAAAUAACGUUUAUCCUGUCAGGAAAAACUUUUGACUUUGAACUUUAAUUCAUGGUCACGUCUGUGCACUUUAUUACGGAUAUUUGGCUUGGGCUAUAAACAAGGCAGUCAAGUUUUACUCGGCUUUGCUUUUUUUUAUCAGGAGUUAUGCUACGGAGAAAAUUGUUGUUCCUACUCAUCUUGAUAUCAUUCAGUGUUUUUAUCUCUGGUCAAGAUGAAGAGAAAGAGGAUGAAACAAAUUUUGAUCUAUUUGAAAUCAGUAACAUAAAUAAAAGGACAAUUGGAGCUAAAAUAUUUCGUGGACAUGAAUCCAGCUCUCCAGCAUUCCGAUUCCUUCGGUUUGAUCACAUCCCUCCUGUCAAUAGUGAGAAGAUGAAGCAGAUAACAGAGCUGAUUCAACAGAAUGAAGGCUUUAUUCUUACAGCCACGAUAAGACAAGACAAGCGCAACAGAGGGACUUUAAUUGCAAUUGAAGGUCCUGGUAUCUCCAACAGACUUUUUGAGCUUGUUUCAAAUGGACGAGCCAAUACUUUGGAUCUAAUUUAUUGGGUUGAUGGAUCUCAGAAUGUUAUAUCCUUAGAGGAUGUUGACCUGGCAGACUCUCACUGGAAAAAUAUUACAGUUCACUUGUUGGGUGAAAACUUCAACCUUUAUGUUGGCUGUGAUCUGAUAGACAGCUUUCAGUUAGAGGAAACAUUUUAUGAGCAUCUAAGGGCUGAUAACAUCAAGAUGUUUUUAGCUAAGGGUUCAAUACGUGAAAACCAUUUCCGGGGACUGCUUCAAGAUGUGCGUCUUAUUUUUGACAUUUCAGUUGAGGAUAUUUUGAGGAAGAAAGGCUGUCAGCUAAGCCACACAGGUGAAGUCAAUAUGAUCAAUGAAAAAACAGAAAUUCUUCACCUCACUCCUAUGACCACUGAAUAUGUUGGCCAGAAGAUAGACAAACAGAAUGAUUUUUGUGACCACUCUUGUGAUGAAUUGAGAAAUAUGUUCACUGAGCUGACCAGGCUACGCAUUCUUGUAAACAACCUUCUUGAUAACCUUCAAAAAGUGUCUGAAGAGAACCAAGUGCUGUGGGAACUUAUUGGACCCAAUAAAACUCUAAAGAACCAGUCAAUGUGCUUGCAAGAUGGGCGUCUUUUUGCAGAUAAUGAAGACUGGAUUGUUGACAGCUGCACAAAAUGUACUUGUCAGAAUUCAAAGACAGUUUGUCAUCAGAUUACUUGCCCUCCAGUGCACUGUGCCAGCCCAACUUUCAUUGAUGGAGAGUGCUGCCCUAUGUGCUUCCCAAUGGAUAGUGAAGCUGGUUGGUCUCCAUGGUCUGAGUGGACAGAGUGCUCUGUGACUUGUGGCUCUGGAACACAGCAGCGAGGAAGAUCCUGUGAUGCCACCAGUAGCAGUUGUGAAGGUUCAUCUAUCCAAACUAGGACAUGUAAUCUAGGGAAGUGUGACAACCGCAUACGUCAGGACGGUGGCUGGAGUCAUUGGUCACCUUGGUCAGCAUGUUCUGUUACCUGUGGAAUUGGCAAUAUCACACGUAUUCGAUUGUGUAACUCCCCUAAGCCACAGCUAGGUGGGAAAAACUGCACAGGAACUGGGCGUGAAACAAAGCAAUGUGAAGGAAUCCCUUGCCCAAUAAAUGGAAAAUGGGGGCCUUGGUCACCUUGGUCCAGCUGUACUGUCACAUGUGGUGGAGGUCUGAGAGAGAGAUCUCGUCUGUGUAAUAACCCCAAGCCACAAUAUGGCGGAAAGAAGUGUGGUGGUGAUCCAAAAGAAAAAGAAAUGUGCAAUAAGCAGGACUGUCCUAUUGAUGGGUGUUUGUCUAAUCCUUGCUUUCCUGGAGCAGAAUGCAAUAGCUACCCUGAUGGAUCCUGGUCAUGUGGAGCAUGUCCUGCUGGUUUUGUCGGCAAUGGGACCUUCUGUGAAGAUCUUGAUGAGUGUGCCCUGGUAUCAGAUGCCUGCUUCAACCUGGGUGGACUUCAUCGCUGUGUGAAUACAGAUCCAGGUUAUCAUUGUUUGCCAUGUCCACCUCGUUACAAAGGUACCCAGCCUUUUGGUGUAGGUAUUGAAGUAGCCAAGAAGGACAAACAAGAAUGUGAACCUAUAAAUCCAUGCAAGGAUAAAAGCCACAACUGCCACAAAUAUGCGGAAUGUAUAUACAUUGGACACUUUAGCGACCCUUCCUAUAAAUGUGAAUGCCGAACAGGAUACGCUGGCGAUGGUAUUAUCUGCGGGGAAGACUCAGAUUUAGAUGGAUGGCCCAAUAAUAACUUGAUCUGUGCUGCCAAUGCCACUUAUCAUUGUAUCAAAGAUAAUUGCCCUCUCCUGCCUAAUUCAGGGCAAGAAGACUUUGACAAGGAUGGAGUUGGUGAUGCCUGUGACAAAGAUGAUGACAAUGAUGGGGUGGAUGAUGAAAAGGAUAAUUGCCCCCUGCUUUAUAACCCACGUCAGUUUGACUAUGACAAAGAUGAAGUUGGUGAUCGCUGUGAUAAUUGUGUCCAUGUGCACAAUCCAGCCCAGAUUGACACUGACAAUAACGGAGAGGGAGAUGCUUGUGCUGCUGAUAUUGAUGGCGAUGAUAUCUUAAAUGAGCUUGAUAAUUGCCCAUAUGUCUACAAUACUGACCAGAAAGAUACUGAUAAGGAUGGUGUUGGGGAUCAGUGUGACAACUGUCCAUUAAUGCACAACCCAGACCAGACUGAUGUGGAUAAUGAUUUAGUUGGUGAUCAGUGUGAUAACAAUGAAGACAUUGAUGAAGAUGGUUACCAGAACAACUUGGACAAUUGUCCUUACAUCCCUAAUGCAAACCAAGCUGACCAUGAUAAGGAUGGUAGAGGAGACGCAUGUGAUUCAGAUGAUGACAAUGAUGGUGUUCCUGAUGACCGAGACAACUGUCGACUUGUUUAUAAUCCUGACCAAAAGGAUUCUGAUGGUGAUGGUCGAGGUGAUGCUUGCAAGGAUGACUUUGAUAAUGAUAGCAUUCCAGAUAUCCAUGAUGUGUGCCCUGAGAACAGUGACAUAAGCGAAACUGACUUCAGGAAAUUUCAGAUGGUACCCCUGGAUCCAAAGGGAACUGCACAGAUUGAUCCCAACUGGGUUAUUCGCCACCAGGGCAAGGAAUUGGUACAGACAGCCAACUCAGAUCCUGGCAUAGCUGUGGGUUUUGAUGAAUUUAGCGCAGUUGACUUCAGUGGUACAUUUUAUGUGAACACAGACCGUGAUGAUGACUAUGCAGGCUUUGUGUUUGGCUACCAAUCCAGCAGUAGGUUUUAUGUGCUCAUGUGGAAGCAGGUCACUCAGACAUACUGGGAGGACAAACCAUCUAGGGCUUAUGGAUAUUCUGGUGUGUCUGUCAAGGUUGUCAACUCCACAACAGGGACUGGAGAACACUUAAGAAAUGCCCUCUGGCAUACUGGGAAUACACCAGGAGAGGUAAGAACCUUGUGGCAUGAUCCAAAAAAUGUUGGCUGGAAAGAUUAUACUGCUUACAGGUGGCAUCUGACUCAUAGACCUAAGACUGGUUUUAUUAGGGUAGUAGUAUAUGAAGGGAAGCAGAUCAUGGCAGACUCAGGCCCUCUUUAUGACAAGACAUAUGCUGGUGGACGACUGGGGCUCUUUGUUUUCUCCCAAGAAAUGGUUUACUUCUCUGAUCUUAAAUAUGAAUGUAAAGAUUUCUAAAAUCACAUUCAUGCCAUAUGUGGAAUGUACUGUAGAUCCUGAGUGACCAAGACACCUCAGCUCACCCUGGUAUUUCCAGACUUCAUUCGAUUUACCUCUACAAGGGAGAGCAACACCUCAUGUACUAUCUGAGAUGGAAACAGAGCAGAUGAUAUUUAUGAACAUCAUACACAGAGAAGAGAUACAAAUGCAUCAUGACAGCUGUUUAGUUAAUUAAUCUGCAAUAUAGAGUUUUGUACGUUCUCUAGUGAUGCAGCUUUAAUAUAACUUAAGACGGAUAAUAUAUAUAUAUAUAUAUAUAUAUAUAUAUAUAUAUAUAUAUAUAUAUAUAUAUAUAUAUAUAUAUAUAUAUAUAUAUAUAUAUAUAUAUAUAUUUCCUAAGCCAUUGAUAUUUGAAUGUUUCUGUUGUCUUUAUUUUGCCAACAAAAUGCCUUUAUUGGAGUUAGUGAGUUUUCGAUUGAUAUACGCUUAGCCAAUGUAAGCCCAAUAUCACGCAGUGGUAAAUAGCUAAUGGUUCUGCCAAUCACCUUGCAAGAAACAUUACCCGUGUAAUGUUCUCUCUUGAGUUUUAGGGUAAAUGAUCAAACACUUCAAAUAAAGGCAAUCUUCCAACACACACAGAGUCACUGGCACCCAUUACAUUGUAGCAGAAAAGUUAUGAUUUAACAGCCUCGGUUACCAUUUUAAGCCCUAAAUAUCACAAUGACACAGAGUAUUAAAAUAAAAUAUUUAGAGGUGUAAAUACACAUGCCCACCAAACAGGGCAAUGGUUAAGAUUUUGCUGUUUUGGUCAUUAUGUUUAACAUGACCCAAAUAUAUACCAACAAAAUGCCCAGUACUUGAAUGUUUUGGAGUAAACAGAAUGCAGCAGGCGAAAUGCUGGCAUUAACCACAGUGCUUUUAUUAUAAAUUAGUCACUUACUCACAAUUAUUUUAGUUUAAAAAUGCAAAGCCGUAUAUGAAUUAAAAGGAUUAUUUUUAUUUAAUUUAAUGUUGGCCUUAAGGAUCAGCAUGAAUAAUAUAUAGCAGCCAAUGCAAAUAAAAUUAGAUACAUGAAAGUCUAUUUUUAAGCAUCCACACAUUUUAUUUGUAAAAACAGGUGCCUUUUAGUGGGUGAGAACUAUUAGCAACAUUUUUCAAUGGAAAAAAGCAGGGAUUUUUUCAACUGUAUAAAUCAGUCAAAAAUAUAUAGACAUGGGAUCUAUUGUCCAGAGCAUGAGUUUCUAGAAAGCUCCAAAAUACUGCAAUGGCAUUUUACAUAGAGACCUAUUUAAACAAACAACCCUUCAUGAGUGACAGAUUUGCUUUUUGACUGUACUAAUAUGGCAGUAUCUUGUAAGAUUCACUUAUUUCAAAUUUUCAAAUUUUUUUUGGUGUCAAAAUUCACAGAUUCGAAUUUUAACCCCCAAUUCGAAUGUAAAUUCAAAUGUGUGAUUUAUCACACAGCAACCAUGGAAAUAGUUUUUAAUUUGAAUAUUUGCCACCUAAAACCUGCUGAAUUAAUUUACAAGUAAAUGGCAGAGAUCCAUUGACCCACUGUAAUAUGUUAAUAGCCUUCCUGACAUUUAAUUUUUUUCAGAGUAGAAUUCUAUUCGAGUUUCAUUCGAAUUCAAUUAGAAUAUAAAGAAUUUUUCAGAUUGUUCCCAUUCGUUCAAAUUUUAGACAUUUGAAUUAUGGUGGCAAGCCCUCAAAUAAAGGCAAUCUUCCAACAAAUUUUAGAAAUCAAGUAGAAAAGAUUUAUUGUGUCUUGUGUCUUAUGCGUUUCGUGUUGCAAACACUUAAUCAUAGGUAGGGAUGGGAGAAUUUUUUUGGCUUUUUUCGCCAUGGAAUUGAUGCCCAUAGACUUGUAUGGUGCCGUGCGACAAAAAAUUUCGAUGCGCAACGAAAUAGUUUUGAUGCCCAUAGACUUUACUGGGCGUCAGCGUCAUUUCGCUUGCGGUGAAUUUUUGGCGAAACUAAAUGGGUCAAAUUUGCCCAUCCCUAAUCAUAGACUGAGUAAGUGACGCUCAAACAAAUAUUUAAACAAAAGUGCACCAAUCAUAACACUCCAACAAUAAAAGCAUUAACCAAUCCCUGAAAGUCCCACAUCAGACCAACCCUUGUGUUCAUUUAUCUCAGGUGCAUCUCUUUAAGGAGAGUAUUUUGAGCCAAGCCUCUUUUUAAGUAAGAGCCAAGCCUCUUUCAGAUAGAGGCCAUUGUGGUACACCUCUGUAGAUAAAUUUGUAAAUAGGUGUAGGCAUUAAAGAGUCCAUUGUGGUACACCUCUAUAGGUGCACCAGAAGAGGCCAUUUUGGUACACCUCUAUAGGUAAAUUUGUAAAUAGGUAUAGACAUUUAAGUACAACACACAUGAGGUUUUAUCAGUGCCAUAUUAGUAUACAUUAAACAGGAAACUAUGGCGAAUGUGUGUGGAUAAAAGGAUAAAUAUUAAUUCAAAUUGCACCUUCAGAUAAAAACAGAUGAAAAAGAUCAUCCCAUCAUCAUUUCUGAAUGAAGACUAGGUUACAGCAAAAUAUCUAUGAAGGGUUUCCCAAAGUAAAGUAUACCAAUUUAUUGCUGGUUACUAAGGGUUCCUGGAAGUAUUUUAAUUGAAAAAGAGUCAGCAUAGUUAUUAACCUUAUUAAUCGUAUGUAGUAUCAGCCUACGGCCUAUUAAUUUUACAGAAUAGGUAAUUUUAUUGCCAAAGCACAGGAACCAAGAGAGAAGAAACAUUAUCAAAAAGUGCAGGUGACUUUUACUAAUUUAUGAAAUUUACAAUGUGUCAAUCGAAUACAUAAAACUCUGCUCUGCAAAGGGGAAACAUUUCUCAAGAAGUUAAUUCUUUAAUUGUGUUUCCUUUGACAUCUUUGUACAAUGUGUCUUAUGAUAUGCAUCAAAGCAAAUAUUUUUAUUUUAUGUAAGGAUGUAUGUUUUUGUUUUCCCUAAAAAGUAGGGCUUAUAAAGUACCUAUUUCAACAAUAUUUCAGGUAAUCAGUGAAAAACUUUAGACUUUAUAAACUUUUUUUGCAUUUUAAGGCAAUCUGAUAGGUCACAAUCAAUAUAAAAAUAUGGCACUUUAUUAUACAAUUAUAUCAAGAGAUGUUUUCUAUAAAAUAGAAACAGAUUUUAAUUGCUUUUUUUUUAUUUAGAAUGCAGAAAUACAAGAAAGGAAAUAUAACUGUGGAUAGAAAUGUAUGUCUGAAAGUCAUAAAUGGAAAAUAAAAGAGAAAGAGAGAAGUUUUUAUUAUGUACCACAACACCCUUUUAAUAUACUGCUAGAAUGCUGGUAUGUUAAUUAUAAAACAUGGUUUUCAUUUACUCUUACCACAGCUUCCUUAGAGAAGUAUGUAAUUCUGGUUUACUGUAAAAUGAUGGAUGUGUGGAGUAUUUCAUUUGUAGCAAAAUCCCUUUAAAAUUCACUUGUCAUCUGGUGAUUUAUGACUGUUUUUACGGUACUUUGUUUUUGUGGUACAAUUUUUGUUGGAUGAACACAGUUGUGUUUUGGAACCAUGUCUGACUGUUGUAAAUAGAAUUGUAGAAAAUGACCACACAAUUUUUUAAAACCAUUAUUUCUUUUUAGUAUAUUCUUUUUUUAUAAUCUUUCAAAAAAACCAUAUUUUUUAAGAACAUCUAUGUACAGAUAGAAUUUAAUAAGGACCUUUUAUUUGGAUUACGGUAUAAACUGUGUUUAUUCCAUUAUUCAUUCUUUCUCUUAAGUUAAAUAAGGCCAUUUUGUUAUGGAUCCCUUGCACAUUUUAUUAUAUUUCUCUGCUAAGGAUAUUGUUGAACUGUUUAUUUUCUUUCCAUACACCACACUUCAUUACUUUAUUAAAUCUAUGCAUUGUCAUUGAUGUGUUGUUUAUCUGGGCUUGUGUUCCGCAGACCUUUGAACAGAACUGAUGUUGAUAUCUUGUAGACUGUACCAUAAUUUUUCUUUUGUAAAUUAUUUAUGUCAUGUUUUCCUUUCCUUACUACUUUUAUUAGUUAUGUUACCUAAAAAAAGUUUCAUUUUUGUUUGACAAAAGAUUGUUAAUAAUUAUUUAUUUGGUUACUUAGACUUUGAGCAUCCCUAGUUUAGUCAGUCACUGCUUGUUAUAUGCUAGGAAAUAAACUAUGAAUAAGGUUUAACAAAAAAUGUUGCUUUAACUUGUUCAUUUGGGAGUACAUGCAUAAAGUGCAUUCACUUAGGCCAGCUGCCUACUGUAAAUCCUCUUUGGAUUCAGAAUGUCCAUUUGUGCUUUUAAAAACCUUUUUCCCUGACUAGAACUUUACAUGCAUUAAGAUUUAUUCUAUGAUGAAAGCAACAGGUUGCUAAAAGUAAGCACGUAUAAAGGUAGCAUUCAUAUAUCAAGUUGAUUCAUGUAAAAGUCUGUCAGAUAAAACUAGCCCCUAAGAUGUUUAUAGAUAUGCCUUUUCCUAGCAAAUUAAAAAUACUACAUGCAAUAUAUUGGAACUUAAUAUAACAUCGUAGGAACUAUAUCUGUUAAAGAAACAAAAUCAGUUUCUGUAUGGGACAAAUGUUACAGAGGUCUAUGGAAUAUAUUGGUUGUUAUAAAUAACAACUUUCUUUAAUGCACCAAACAAUUUGCUGAAAGUUGUUAUGUUGACAUAUCCUACAAAGGGAGUUAAAAAGAAAAGCCGUUUCAAACUCCUUUCCAUUUUCAACUCCUUUUAGGACUCACUGACUACCCUGUAGGUACGUUUUUAGCGUUUCUAUUUUGAAUAUUUAAUGAUAAUCUUUUGAACGUAUAUUGGCAAUAGGAAUGUUAGAAAUGACAUGUUCUGGAAUCAAUCUUGUAUAUGAUAUAGCCUACUUAAAAAGAUAAGCACAGAAUUAAACACAAUGACAAUGCUGGGGUAACUUUUGGCAGCGCAGAAUUAAACACAAUGACAAUGCUGGGGUAACUGUUGGCACCAUGCCGAGCUAAGUAUUAGUAGAGAAGGAGUAUGGAUAUUUUUUUAUUUGAUGCUUUAAAAUAAAAAUCUUUUGCACUGUU
This is a messenger RNA of Xenopus laevis (African clawed frog), 8818 nucleotides long. RefSeq names its product thrombospondin 2 S homeolog (gene thbs2.S). Gene Ontology annotation, biological process: cell adhesion; negative regulation of angiogenesis. NCBI's taxonomy places the organism in Eukaryota, Metazoa, Chordata, Amphibia, Anura, Pipidae. Bases 316 to 3843 code for a protein of 1175 amino acids. The transcript is spliced from 22 exons. The record is from RefSeq and is a predicted model, not a curated record. Gene Ontology annotation, cellular component: sarcoplasmic reticulum; extracellular region. Gene Ontology annotation, molecular function: calcium ion binding.